AGGAGGGCCGGACCGGCUCGCGUAGAAGCGUCAGGGUGUCCGUACAAGCGGAUGAGCGCCGUUCACUUUGCAGAUGAAAUCGGCACAGGCAGCGUUGUUUUGUAGCGGCUUGUAGGCAGACGCGAGUUCUCAUCUUGGGAUCUUUCUUGUUGCGGAGCACAGGAUCGGAGGCGGCAUGUUUCCGGUCAGGCAGCCGUGGCUUUGCAAAGCCUUAGGUUGUUAUGAUUGCUGUGUCCGGUGCUUGGGGGCAGUGCCCUACCCAUCUCUGGUGGCAACCUUGCUGUGCUACGCAGGCAUGGCUCUAUUUUGCGGUUGCGGGCACGAAGCCUUAACCCAGACCGAAGUCCUGGUCGAGACGUACUUCGCCCGCAGUGAGCAGGACUAUGAGGUCGUGGCUUCCUUUGUCGAAUACUUGCAGUACGUCAUCUACGGCCUGGCCUCAUUUUUCUUCCUCUAUGGUAUUCUGCUGCUGGCUGAAGGCUUCUACACGACAAGCGCGGUCAAGCAGACCUUCGGGGAAUUUAGGAGCACCCACUGUGGCCGAUGCCUCAGCCUGACGUUUAUCAUUGUGACAUAUAUCUUGGCCUUCAUCUGGCUGGCGGUGUUCGCCUUCACGGCAAUUCCGGUCUACUUCUUGUUCAACAUGGAGCAGACCUGCCACGACAUCAACCUCCUGGCUGAAAAAACCACCAGCAUAAAUCAGCACGGCUGGAUUUGCAUGGACGCCAGGCAAUAUGGGCUGCUCCCUUGGAACGCAAUGCCGGGCAAGGCUUGCGGAAUGACCUUGGCAUCUAUUUGCAAGACGAGUGAAUUUCACCUCACCUAUGACUUGUAUAUUGCGGCAUUUGCCGGUGCCGGAAUCACUCUCUUAGCAUUGAUUCUGUUUUUGGUUGCAACCGCCUACAACUAUGCGGUCUUGCGGUUCCUGGGCAGGAAAGGGGUACGCUAAAGGCGGGACCCGCAGCUCAAAUGACGGCGUCCUCCGCUUGUGAGAUGCGCAGUCACACACGCCAUACUAGAUGUCAUUUAGCCUCCUGGAAACAGCCAAUCCGGUUCACCUGCUCGUGCUGCAUUUCUCCAAGAUGCAUCCAGUAAUAUUCCUCACCGGUAUGUCUUGCGUGUGAACAACUUAGAGAGAGAUGAAGAUUUCUGCCCUCUCGGAUGAUUCUUUUAGCUUUGUUGUUCGUGUCUCUUUUUUUGGGUGCCGUUUCGUGCCAGUGUUGUUGUGAUGUGCGGCAUUUCAGGAAUAUUAAACAGCUGCCCUCGCAAAGUGUAACUUGCCUUUUUACCCCGUUCAGUGCUUACUGAUGCAUGCAUCGGGUCUAUGGAAAUGACUCGGCCGCUGCCUUGGCACCACCGCGUGUAUUGAUUGUGUGAUUUGAAGCGGAAUGUACCGAAGUUAUCCGCACCCGUGGAGCGUUGUGUUGUAUCACUGUCACUCACAUGAUUGCUUUGUUUCGACACCACUGUGUGGGGGGGGAAACAAAGCCACGUAUUCGGUAUUGGAGGUGAUGCCUCCGAGAUUGCUUACCAUAACUUUCCAUCCGUUAACCCGUGCUUAACAUGUCAGCCUGCUUCUAAAAUUGAGCUUUGUCAUGUGUGGGCAUCCACAACUUAGUCCUACAGACGUGAACGUUGGUGAUUUUGCUUUCAUAACUGCAAAUUGUUUUCAAUAAAA
This is a messenger RNA of Phycodurus eques (leafy seadragon), 1678 nucleotides long. It is a transcript of the gene plp1b, whose product is annotated as proteolipid protein 1b. The record is from RefSeq and is a predicted model, not a curated record. Gene Ontology annotation, cellular component: myelin sheath; plasma membrane. NCBI's taxonomy places the organism in Eukaryota, Metazoa, Chordata, Actinopteri, Syngnathiformes, Syngnathidae. The coding region runs from base 176 to 949 and encodes 257 amino acids. Gene Ontology annotation, biological process: central nervous system myelination; axon development. Gene Ontology annotation, molecular function: structural constituent of myelin sheath. The transcript has 7 exons.